AUGCCUGCCUUAUUGAAAAGAGCUUUGUUUCAAGUCAAUGACACCCCUAAUGAAAGAACUUCAGCCUUAUCCUCUGUGUCUAACGAUGGCCAUUAUAUCUCGAUAAGAGCCUUCGUUAAACCAAGAUCUCAGGCUGAGGAACAAUUUCCUUUUGAAUGGGCUUUCGCUGGCACCAACAAGGAUAUCAAUGUGACCAAAGUGAAAGACGGAGUUGUUAAACAAGAUUUCAAUUUUGGAUUUGACGUCAACGUCUAUCUAAAUAUCCCUAACACCCAUCGCGGUACAGUUCAAACCGUUUGGACGAAUUGGGAUUCUGGUUGUAUCGCAGAGCAUGGUACUGUGUACCCAGGUGGCUCAGAUCAGCCGGGUGUCAAAUUUUUUGAAUUAUGGCAGCCGGUCGAUCCUUCCAAGGAAGACUUGGUUAUGGUGUCAUCAAACACCGAUACUGGGAAAUCUAUUGUGUUCAAGACGGAUAGCAGCAGCUUUCAAGGGCUUUUCAUUAUCACAGGCGAAUGGAGUCAAGGUUACCUCGCCAAAAGCGGUGAGAGCACUCUCAAGGGAUUGAACUUCAUUAGAACAGUUGAAAAAUCGCAAAAGGUCGAGACAUUAUUUCAGUACGGUGUUGAUUCUGAGAAAUUUCCAUCCCCAACUUCAAGCGUUACGAAAGGUGAUAUUGUCGAUAGCAACGGCAUUAAAUGGGAGGUGAUAGAAGCAUAUCAAUAA
Zygotorulaspora mrakii is the source of this 723-nucleotide messenger RNA. RefSeq names its product Hri1p (gene HRI1). The record is from RefSeq and is a predicted model, not a curated record. The transcript has a single exon. Bases 1 to 723 code for a protein of 240 amino acids. Lineage: Eukaryota; Fungi; Ascomycota; Saccharomycetes; Saccharomycetales; Saccharomycetaceae.